GCAAAUGAUUGAUGUUAUAUCCCAUUAUCCCUCUCACUCUCCUUCACCUGUGGCUUCAACAACUCCGCUUGUUAGUCAAACCGAUCGAAGAUGAUAAGCAUCAAAGCACUGGCUGAAUCGCCUGGUCUCACCUCCAUCCCUCCGGCGUACGCCUUCACCCACAACCCCAACGAUCAACCAGUUUCAGACGACCCAGAAGACUCAAUCCCCAUUGUUGACUUCUCUCUCCUCACCUCCGGCACUCCCGAUCAACGAUCCAGAACUAUCCAUCACCUUGGCAAAGCAUGCCAGGACUGGGGCUUUUUCAUGGUGAUAAAUCACGGGGUGCCGGAGAGCCUGACGAAGGCGAUGACUGAAGCGUGUGGAGAGUUUUUCAAUCUGACGGAGGAGGAGAAGCGGGAGUUUGGAGGGAAGCACGUGUUGGACUCAAUCAGGUGUGGCACCAGCUUCAAUGCUUCCGUUGAUGAGGUGUUGUUUUGGAGGGAUUUUCUCAAGGUUUUUGUACAUCCCCAAUUUCAUUCACCCACCAAACCUGCUGCCUUCAGAGAGAUUUCGUUGGAGUACAGCAAAAGAACGAGAGAAUUGGCGAGGGAGUUGCUGAAAGGAAUAUCAACGAGCUUGGGAUUGGGAGAGUGCUACAUAGAAAAGGCAUUGAAUCUGGAAUCGGGUUUGCAAAUCGUGGCUGCAAACUUGUAUCCGCCUUGUCCGGAGCCGGAGCUAGCAAUGGGCAUGCCUCCGCAUUCCGAUCACGGCCUGCUGACCCUCCUCGUACAAAAUGGGAUCUCCGGCCUUCAGGUGCAGCAUCAAAGCAAGUGGGUCAAUGUCAAUUCCAUUCCCAACGCAUUCGUCGUUAACGUUGGCGAUCACAUGGAGAUUAUGAGUAACGGGAAAUACAGGAGUGUUGUACAUCGUGCAUUUGUGAAUGAAAAGGCUACAAGAAUAUCAAUAGCCACAGUUUAUGGGCCAUCGUUAGACACGGUUGUCGGGCCAGCACCGGAGUUGGUUCACCGGGAAACCAAUCCGCCUGCAUACACCGAAAUGAAGUAUAAGGAAUACCUGCAACUGCAGCAAAGCAACCAGCUUGAUGGCAAAUCCUGCUUGGAUCAUGUUCGAAUCUCGCCUGCCUAAACUAGUUGCCUCUUCCUUAUCUAUGUAACCAAACAUUCUUUUCUUUUCCUUCUUUAAGGAAGUAUGAUUUUUAUUUGGGGUAAUUAUCUUUUCCCCAUUAACUA
Messenger RNA from Alnus glutinosa, 1232 nucleotides. RefSeq names its product 2-oxoglutarate-dependent dioxygenase 19-like. The record is from RefSeq and is a predicted model, not a curated record. Bases 91 to 1128 code for a protein of 345 amino acids. Lineage: Eukaryota; Viridiplantae; Streptophyta; Magnoliopsida; Fagales; Betulaceae. The transcript is spliced from 4 exons.